Messenger RNA from Torulaspora delbrueckii, 258 nucleotides. RefSeq lists its product as uncharacterized. The record is from RefSeq and is a predicted model, not a curated record. The transcript is spliced from 3 exons. NCBI's taxonomy places the organism in Eukaryota, Fungi, Ascomycota, Saccharomycetes, Saccharomycetales, Saccharomycetaceae. The coding region runs from base 1 to 258 and encodes 85 amino acids. Gene Ontology annotation, molecular function: RNA endonuclease activity.
AUGAAGCCAGUCGUUUCGACCGGAAAUGCUUGGUUUUGUACUAUCCUAUCAGCUUUCGGGGUUGUCAUUCUAUCUGUGAUUGCACAUUUGUUCAACACGAACCACGAAUCCUUUGUUGGUUCCAUUAAUGACCCUGAGAACGGACCUGCGGUGGCUCAUACUGUGUUUUUAGCUGCGUUGGUUUACCUGGUUUUCUUCGCAUUUUGCGGGUUCCAAGUGUAUCUGUCCAGAAGAAAGCAGUCCAUCGCCUUGCGUUGA